This is a messenger RNA of Neurospora tetrasperma FGSC 2508, 240 nucleotides long. RefSeq lists its product as uncharacterized. The transcript is spliced from 3 exons. The coding region runs from base 1 to 240 and encodes 79 amino acids. Lineage: Eukaryota; Fungi; Ascomycota; Sordariomycetes; Sordariales; Sordariaceae. The record is from RefSeq and is a predicted model, not a curated record.
AUGCAGCCUCGGAACGAGGAAGACUGGGACCCCGGCCCUGUCCCGCGAAGAGUUCCUGCCGGUAGCCGACGAGAGAUAGGCAAGCAUGGUGAUACCAAGUCGGACGUCACAACCGCCGCCACAACGUCGGAAUUGAGGAGGAGGUACAAAGAAUUGUCCUUACGGAAUGAUACACGGCGCCACGGCGCCGAAUGGAAAAAGGAUGUCGCGCUGGGAUACCGGAGCGUUGUCAAUAUCUGA